AUGUUUGUUCAGCUCUUCUUGGUGUUUUUCUGGUAUCUUAAGGUAGAAGGUGCGACCCUGUGGUGCUAUAAAAGUGACAACGACUACACAAAAACGGAGUUAAUUCUACCGAAGGAUCUUUUGGCGUCUGAAUAUUUCAAUAAGAAUCUUAGGACUGUGAUAUACACUUUCGGAUUCAGAGCUUCAACAAACGGUUCGAUCACAAAAGACGUUGUGAAAGCCUACAAUGAUUACAAGAAGGAAAACGACAUCAAUUUCUUAUUGCUCGACUGGGAAAAGGAAGCCAACAGCGGGUUAGGGGGCGUCAUACUCGAAUAUCCAACGAGUGGCGUUUUAAAUGCCAAAACGAUUGGGAAGGAGUUGGGAGAUAACCUACUGGUACUGUCAGACAAUGGUGUUAAUUUGGGUGACGUGCACUUGAUAGCACAUUCCUUGGGGGCACAUCUCAUGGGCUAUGCUGGUAAACGAGUCAAUCAGAAGAAAAAGUCCAUUGGAAGAAUAACUGGCUUAGACCCAGCUGGGCCUUUGUACACGGGGCCUAUAUCGAUAGAAGGCCUACGGAAGGGUGAUGCGACGUUUGUAGAUAUCGUUCACUCGAAUCCCGGAUUAUACGGAACCUCAGACAGCGAUGGUGACGUUGAUAUAUGGACAAACUGCGAUAUGCUGCGACAACCUGGAUGUCCGAAUAAAACUUCUAAUUUUUUCAGCGAGGAUGACCGCUGCAGCCACGACCGCGCGCCUUUGUACUUUGUUGAAACACUAUCAUCACCGUCCGCUUUUGCAGCUGUAAAGGCAGAUAAUUGCAACGAAUGGAAGCUGAUGACCGACAAAGAGGGAGACACCAGCAGCGAAAUUGUAUAUAUGGGUUAUCAAAUUAAUACAGAAGCAAAAGGAAACUUCUACUUAAGGACAAAUUCAAAGUCUCCGUAUGGGAAAGGGCUUGACGGGAUUUAUCCAUGA
Leptosia nina is the source of this 960-nucleotide messenger RNA. Lineage: Eukaryota; Metazoa; Arthropoda; Insecta; Lepidoptera; Pieridae. The record is from the annotation of a GenBank genome assembly.